AUGUCGAUGAUUUCGAAAACGAUGCUUCUAUUUAUCUUUCUUCAAUUCAUUCCAAAUAUCCAGGGGCAAAAUACUUGUCGCUUCGCAGAAUUGUUUACAAUCGAUAAUCUUGUAAACAAUCGAAAUGAUGCGAUUCAUCGUUUCAAAAUGCACAUGUGCUUAUGGGAAGGAAAAUUCGGGUAUGGUGUUGGCUACAAUCAUGGAACAGGCAUUACUUUUGAUGGUCAUAAAAUUGAUUAUACAACAGGUGAUUUACAUGACAAUUUGCAGUACUGGACGGCUGCAUCGAAAGAAGCUUUGCAUGUGAAUAUACUUUCGUUGUAUUUGAUGGACAAUGUUUAUGCGAGACAGUUUUUUCGAAACGCCACGCAAGAUGAGAUUGUGAAUAUUUUAGAGAAGAAAAUUGAUUCGUAUGAUGAUUUUCAUCGACGUUAUCCAGGCUUUGGGGGAUUUUUACCUUGGUUUGCUGCGAAUGGUUCGGCGAUGAAUCUACUCAAUGGUUGGGAGAGUAAAGUUCCAGGACUUGACAAUGGACAGCUGGUUUGGAGUAUUAAGAUUUUGAUUGAAACAUUAAAAAACAAAAAAUUAUUUGCAUUAGCGGAUAAAUAUCAACGACGAAUCGAUCUGAUGACACAAACAGCCAUUCCGGUGUUUUAUGAAGCUGAAAGAGGAGGUAUUCGAUGCGAAUCUGGUAUUAUUGAUAUGUUCAACGAAAGUCAAAUUACAAAUCCAAGCAAUUACGUGACAAGAGGCACUUGUUUACUUGAUGAUCCGUAUGAAGGUGAAUUGAUGACGUAUUUUAUGGAUUUAUAUGCUCCUUGGACAUUGUAUAAUUAUACAAUGGAAGAACGAAAUCGUUUAUGGGCAUAUAAACGUGCUCGUCUUAUUCGCGAUGAAUACAACACGACGUCAUCGCCAACUCAAGUCACUGUUCAACGUGGUUUUUGGUUUUCAAGUCACGAACAAUGGAAAUACUUCUAUUUACCCUAUCAAGACAUCGAUCUGCAACGACGUCUGUUCAUCAACGGAGAAAAAGUACGUGUCUAUCAUUCAGCACAAAACCGUAUUCCAGGUCUUUAUGCAAGUGUUGCCUCAGAUGCAAAACUGAACACCUAUCAAGUGGAUUAUUUAAGUGCAUGUGGUAUUCAACAGAUCGCAUUUCAACCUAUUGAACAUACAUCAGUAAUCACACCUUAUGCCAGCUUUCCGGUUAUUAUGGCGAAUGAAUCGAUUGGUCUGGCUUGGUAUUUGAAUAUGUUGCAAGGACCAGCUAUGCAGAACUUGUAUGGAAGUACAGAAGCAACGAAUAUCAAUGGUGCGACAAUCUCACCUGUUAUUACAUGGGAUUCCAAGAUAACAACGGUCGUUGCUAUGUUAAGUGCUGAUUUGAUCAAUGUAGCUCGUGAUAUUUUAAAACGGGAUCAGACCUAUCAGCGAUUUUUCAAUAUCACAGAAUUUGAAUGGUCAAGAGUAUUCGGAUCAAAACCAUUGUUAGGAGAAGACCUGCAAUGGUCAUUACCUUCAGUCCAAAUUCCACGUCCAGUUGGUGGUGUUGCAGAUUUUACUCAAUGUAAUAAUAUGUUAACAACAACAACGACAACAACAACGACAACAACGACAACGACGACGAUGACGACGUCACCAUCGCAUGCAUUGUCGAUGUUUGACAAACCUUGUUACAUCAUGGGUGUCAUUUUACUAUUUAUUCUCCCCGUUCUCGUAUUGAAUUAG
This is a messenger RNA of Adineta ricciae, 1731 nucleotides long. NCBI's taxonomy places the organism in Eukaryota, Metazoa, Rotifera, Eurotatoria, Adinetida, Adinetidae. The record is from the annotation of a GenBank genome assembly.